AUGAAUCGUCCAAACUUUAUCGAAUUACCGGAAUCUAACUCGCGCUCCGCCAGCGCUCUAUCAAAAAAUGGCAUGACAUCUCCCCGUAUCCAGCAUUUUGAUGGAGAUGUACCCCCCACCUUAUCACCCUUGGAUGCCAUUGCAGCGAGGAGCAGGAAAUUAGCCAAAGAGUUGGAAGAAACUAGAAAGGCCGGCGAACGACGCAUGAGCAGACUUCCACCUCAGGUCGUUACGGAAUCCUUGACCGAACAUCAAAAUAAUCGUCCCCCCAUCUUUCGCGCCUUGUCCGAGGGAACCGACACUCUUCCCCCUCUGCCAAGUAUUCCAAUUCAUAUCGAUCGCCCUGGAUAUUUCCCUCGAGUUGCUAACCCUUCAAAUCGCCCCGCUUCCCAACAUGCUCGAAUGAGCGUUGCCCUAAAGCCUGCUCAAGAGCAAGAAAGCACUGCGAACACUACGCCUUCGCAUUCAACUGAGGAUGUCAGGGAUUAUUUUGGAGCGCCUCGAGUAGAGUCUCCGCCACCUCUAAACGACGAAGCAUCCUUUUCAACAAUCCAGGGAGCCAAUCCAAGACUGAACUCUCAGACAGAUCCCUUUCGACAGAUCUCUACCAACUCCCAGCCAGAUCUGACCUUGAACCUAGCACCACCUCAGCCUCACUCUCAUAGAUUACGUCCAUAUCAAGACGCUUCGGAUGAUGACUAUACGAGCUCAAAUGCCGGGUCAACCUUCUCACAAUCGAGGAAACUGUCCUCGAGUAGCGGAGUAUCAGUCCCGCACUCACCCAUCUCCCCAUAUUUGCAAUCUCAUGCCCGAACUCCUUCUGGGAACUCAAUUGGCUCACCAACGAGAGGUAGCUUUCCACGCAAUUUUUCACGACCCAUGAGUUCUGCUAGUAUGCAAAACCUGCGAGGUGAGAAGAGCCCAGGCAAAGCACCGCUAGCCAUGCGAGCCAGUCAUCUCAGACAGACCAGUUCUUUCGAUGGUGCCGAUAUUCCCACUGGCUUCAUGGCUGGUCAGGCAUCUUCUUACACCCACAUGACCUACAGCCUCCCGAGAGGCCGACUUGUAUCAGCAAGGAUCUCCCACCCUUUCCUAGGGCUCAAUGCUCUCACUUCUGGCGGCCAAGGACCUCUGUCGGAGGGUAAAAUGAGUAACGAGGUGGCAGCACCUUCCCCAAUGCCAUCAGCUCGACCAAGUCAAGAGGAACCACAAAGAUCAGGAUUUUCUUUCGAUCUCGAUACUGAGCGAGGCAUGACGGCAGAGGAUACCUCGCCGUCCACAUAUCACACUCCAACCGGGUCGCUGCGUUCCAACGAUUCGGGCCCCGUCAAGCGUACGACUGGACUUUCGCCCGGUACUGGCUUGAAGCCACCUCCUACUCCGCUAUCGCCCGUGGAGGAGAUGUCACAUUCUUCAAGGUCAAAUAGUACCAUCCGACCCUCAACUACUCGAUCCGUCAGCAACUAUCAAUCACAUUCAGCAGACGAUCAUGUAGCCAAAGCCAUCGAGCUUCAUGAGAACGGCAACCUCAAGGAAUCGACUUAUCAUCUCCGCAUUGCUGCUAACAAAGGCCAUGCUACAGGCAUGCUUUUGUAUGCUCUUGCUUGUCGUCAUGGUUGGGGAAUGCGUGCCAAUCAGAAAGAAGGUAUUCAAUGGCUUCGAAAAGCUGUCGACUGUGCAAUGUUAGAAGUCGCGGACGAUGAAAACCCCACUGGUUCAAAGCCAGCAUCUGACUUUAAUGACAAAAAAACUCAUCGAGCUCAGUUCGCACUCAGCAUAUAUGAGUUGGGAGUGUCACAUCUCAACGGCUGGGGUAUUGAACAGGACAAGGCACUGGCAUUGAGAUGCUUCGAAAUCGCUGGGAGCUGGGGCGACAGCGAUGCUUUGAGUGAAGCUGGCUUCUGCUACGCCGAAGGUAUCGGCUGCAAGAAAGAUAUGAAGAAGGCUGCCAAAUUUUACCGAAUGGCCGAAGCUAAAGGUGUUAGUAUGAUUGGGAACAGCUGGAUCCAUAAGGAGAAAUAUAAUGACACCCAUGAUGGACCCAACGAUAUCGCCGACCGAUCCCGAUCGCCAUUCAAGACUUCGUUAGAGAAGUCACGCACCAAAUCGAAGUCCCGAGGCAUCUUCGGGCGCAAAAAGUCAACACAUACUUGA
Molecule: messenger RNA, 2154 nt
Organism: Exophiala aquamarina CBS 119918
Lineage: Eukaryota; Fungi; Ascomycota; Eurotiomycetes; Chaetothyriales; Herpotrichiellaceae
Exons: 2
Coding region: 1-2154 (717 amino acids)
Molecular function (GO): protein binding
Source: RefSeq, a predicted model, not a curated record